GGACAGUUACUCCGCGGUGAUCACUCUGUUAACCACUUCCUAGUGCCUCCAAAGAUCAUUAAUGAAUUAAAAAUCGAAAGAAAACGCCCGAAACUUUGUGAUAAUCCCUAUAAUUCAAUCAUGCAGCCUCUGACACUAGCGAUCCCAAUAAUUCUGCUUUAUUCAGUCUUAACUGCUGUUCGAGGGGAGCUGGAGGAUUGGGAUGGGUCUUCUGUUUGUAAAGAAUGGAAGAGCCACAGAACAUCGAGAUACGUUCCGUACAUAGAAACUUACCGAAAACGAGUGUUUUUCAUAUGGAGAACAAUGACUCGCUUGAACUACAAAUGGGAGUUUCAAACCGAGUGGAUGACCAACGUUCAGUGCUGCACCGGCUACCACGAGGUGCAGAACGUCUGCAGACCAACCUGCGCUAGUAAUUGCGAGCACGGUUUAUGCAUAAGUCCACAAAGAUGUUCCUGCGACGUUGGCUAUGAAGUUCAAGUUUCAUCAUCCGGUGAAACGUGUGUUCCAGAAUGCAUUCAUGGUUGCAUAAACGGUGAAUGCACAGCUCCAUCGACUUGCACCUGCCAUCCGGGUUAUGAGCUGACAGGGGAUCAUUACACCUGCAUUCCAUCAUGCCAGCCAAGAUGUGAGAGGCAUAGUCACUGUGUUUCAACGAAUAACUGCGAGUGCAUCCAUGGAUACGAGUUGAAGAACGUCACUGAUAGGUACAGCGCGGAUUCCCCAAGUGUUAGUUGUCAGCCAGUUUGCUCUCCUGAAUGUGGGCCUUUCAGCAGUUGCAUUGAGCCAGACGUGUGCCAGUGUCAGGUGGGCUAUGAGGCUGAUCAUGCGUUGAGCAAUGAAAGGUAUUGCAAUCCCGUUUGUGAUCCACCGUGUGAAGAGCACACUAUUUGCACCUCACCAAACGUAUGUGACUGUCAACCUGGUUACUCACCCGGGGAAGACAUGCGUCAUUGUGAACCAGCUUGUGUUCCAGCCUGCGGGGAAAAUAGCAUCUGCACGGAGCCCAAUAAGUGCGAGUGCAAUGCAGGUUACCAACUCAUUCUUCAGAAGAACAAUGAAACUUUCGAUGUUGAAUCUAUCAGGUGUGAACCAAUUUGUGAUCCACCUUGUGGAAUUCGUGGUGAUUGCAUUGCUCCAGACACAUGUUCCUGCGAGGAAGGCUGGGAGGUCUCUACUCUUCACAGCGCUGGGUCGAACUACUGUUCACCACAUUGUGAUCCUCCAUGUGGAAAGCACGCUGUCUGCACGAAGCCAAACGUUUGUGAAUGCAUUCACGGAUUCGAGAUGAAUGCCAAUCGUAGCUCUGAUCGAAUCAAUUGUCAUCCUGCCUGCUCUAGGCCCUGCAUUCACGGCACCUGCGUCGCUCCGGAACUCUGCGCUUGUGAUGAUGGUUACAGUAUUGACACUGAUGAUCCCUUCAACUGCGAACCUGUCUGCGGCAAAUCAGGAUGCGAGCAGGGUAUCUGUACACAGCCCAAUGUCUGCACAUGUCACAAUGGUUAUCAGCUGAGCCCUCUUCCUGGUCAAUCCCACAUAUGUCAACCGAUCUGCAAUAAAUGUGGCAACGGUACGUGCCUCAAGCCGGGCCUAUGCAUAUGCAAUGACGGAUACGAGAUGAGCAAAGACGGAUGCGUUCCAUCGUGCUACGGAAUAUGUGGGAAUGGUACUUGUGUGGCUCCAGUUCAAUGUGUCUGCGACAAAGGCUUCAAGCUGAUCACCACAACGGCGGAGCUGGUAUUCGACCUGCCCACUCGCACGUUGUGCAAGCCAAUUUGCGAGAUUGAGUGCAAAAAUAGUACCUGCACAGCACCAAAUACCUGCACAUGUCUCGUAGGAUAUGAAAAGAACCAUCAGGGUGAUUGCAUUCCACAUUGCAACGGUCGAUGCUCGUUCGGAGAGUGCGUAGCACCUAGCCAGUGUCGAUGCAAGGAUGGCUACAUCGAAAUUGAUGAGAGGGACGGUGAAUUCUGUCAGCCAGACUGCGGUGAUGGCUGUUCCAACGGCAAGUGUCAAUCUCCUGGAAGCUGCAAGUGCGAUGACGGCUACAUCUUGGAUAUUUUCAAUGCAACUCUUUGUCUUCCCGUUUGUGACAAUGACUGCGGCCAUGGCGAAUGCAUCGCCCCAAACGACUGCCAGUGCUACGAGGGCUUCAUCAAGGAGAAUGAAACUGAUAUCGAAGGCCAAGCCAGUGCUUGUGUCAAUCCUUGUGACAGCGACUGUGGAGAUCAUGGGAUUUGUAACACCGAUGAACGGAACUGUCAGUGUUUUCACGGUUGGAGUGGAAAGAGUUGUGACACCGCGACAUUAUGUGGGAUUAUCUUUCACGAGAAUGAUGUGAAUCUACCGAGAUGGAUUUCUGAUAGGAAUGGAACGAAUGACACCGGGGGGAGUUUUGAGACCGUAAACUGGCGUGGACCUGGCUGCAGUGAAAAAUGCCAACUGGAACCAACCAACUCCACUAACAGCUGCUAUCUCCUUUUAUCCGAUGACAGAGCUUAUGACAGUGACAAGACCAUCGUGUGUUUCAUGAGCACAACUUUACCCUGUAACGCGGCGGAUCUACAUUCGGAUAAUCUCGUUUACUCCGGGAUAGCUGGGACUAUCGUCCUCGUAAUUGCUAUUGCUGGUACGACCGGUGCGGUUCUACUGUUGGCAAAAAGACGGCGAAAACUGGAAAGCCUUGCUGUUCACAAUAAUGAUGACAACCUGUUGGAGCAAUCCGAUGUUACGGAUUCGCUGGUGCACAAUGACGAGUAUUCUUACCUCUGAAUUGAAUAAUUGAAGUGAUGUUUUAUGGAGAUUCUUUGAUAUCCGAGAUACUCAGGGAAAUUGAAGAGCAAACAAUUUUGAUUAUUCACAACCUGAGGAAAGGACAGCUGAUUCAGAUAGUCGCCGAACCGUUGCUACACUAUCAAUUAUUUUUUUGCAAAAGACAAUGAAAUAUAUUUCAUUUCUUCCAGACAUCUUUGCAGUCUCGUUUUCUUAAUGUUCCCAUUGGCAUCUGCCUUCAAUUUAUUUUACCAAAAAAUUGUAUACCUUAAAUGUAUGAACGGUAUCAGUCCGUAUUUAUUUAAAAUAAUCCAAUUUGGAAAAUAAAAUCGGAUUCAUUUAA
Molecule: messenger RNA, 3115 nt
Organism: Fopius arisanus
Lineage: Eukaryota; Metazoa; Arthropoda; Insecta; Hymenoptera; Braconidae
Product: multiple epidermal growth factor-like domains protein 11
Exons: 6
Coding region: 121-2772 (883 amino acids)
Source: RefSeq, a predicted model, not a curated record